Molecule: messenger RNA, 2767 nt
Organism: Talpa occidentalis (Iberian mole)
Lineage: Eukaryota; Metazoa; Chordata; Mammalia; Eulipotyphla; Talpidae
Gene: F13B
Product: coagulation factor XIII B chain
Exons: 15
Coding region: 26-2767 (913 amino acids)
Source: RefSeq, a predicted model, not a curated record
UUAAAAUUGUUAGUCUUUAUUAAGCAUGCCAUUGAAGAUGAGGUCAAAAGACUUGGCUUUUAUCAUCUUGUUAAUCAUAUCAGGAGAACUCAAUGCAGAAGAGAAACCAUGUGGUCUUCCUCACUUGGAAAAUGGAAGUUUUGCCCAAUAUUACUAUACUUUCAAAAAUUAUUACUUUCCAAUGAGCAUAGGUAAAAAAAUAUCAUAUUCCUGCUUGCCUGGUUAUACAACCAAAACUGGUAAACAAGAGGAGAAAACCACAUGUACGGCAGGAGGCUGGUCUCCAGAACCAAGUUGCUUCAAAAAAUGCACUAAACCUGACUUGAGAAAUGGUUACAUUGCUGAUGCAAAGUCAUUGUACACAUUUCAAGAAAGUAUGCGCUAUGGCUGUACAUCAGGGUACAAAACCACGGGAGGGCAGGAUGAAGAAGUGGUUCAGUGUCUCCCUGAUGGAUGGUCUUCUCAACCCACCUGCAGAAAGGAGCAUGAAACAUGUUUGGCCCCUGACUUACAUCAUGGAACUUACUCCACAACACAGAAAACAUUUAAAGUGAAGGACAAAUUACAGUAUGAAUGUGCUACUGGCUAUUACACAGCUGGAGGGAAGAAGACAGAAGAGGUGGAAUGUCGCACGCAUGGAUGGUCUCUCACACCGAAAUGUACCAAGUUAAGAUGCUCUUCUUUAAGAUUAAUAGAAAAUGGUUAUUUUCAUCCUCUUAAGGAAACCUAUGAAGAAGGAGAUGUAGUUCAAUUUUUCUGUCAUGAAAAUUAUUAUCUAAGUGGAUCAGAUUUAAUUCAGUGCUAUAACUUUGGUUGGUAUCCAAAAUCUCCUGUAUGUGAAGGAAGAAGAAGUCGAUGUCCUCCUCCCCCUCUGCCUCUAAACUCCAAGAUUCAAACAUAUUCAACAACUUAUCGUCAUGGAGAAAUAGUUCGUGUAGAAUGUGAACUUAAUUUUGAGAUACAAGGAUCAGAAGAAAUACGUUGUGAGAAUGGAAAAUGGACAGAACCUCCCAAAUGCGUUGAAGAAACGGAGAAGAUAGCUUGUGAAGAACCACCCUUCAUUAGGAAUGGGGCAGCAAACCUAAACUCUAAGAUUUACUACAGUGGGGAUAAAGUGACAUAUGGAUGUGAACGUGGCUAUUAUCUCCGUGGAUCAAAAGAAAUCACUUGUAGACGUGGAAAAUGGACACUUGCCCCUGAGUGUGUUGAAAACAAUGAAAAUUGUAAUCCUCCACCUGCUGUAAUAAAUGGGGCUGUGGUUGAUGGAUUAUUGCCAAGCUACAUGUCAGGAUCUUCAGUGGAAUAUAGAUGCAACGAAUAUUACUUAUUGAAGGGAGCAAAAAUUUCUCAUUGUGAACAAGGAAAAUGGUCAUCUCCACCUAUUUGUUUAGAGCCAUGUACUGUUAAUGUGGAUUACAUGAGCAGAAAUAACAUAGAGAUGAAAUGGAAAUAUGAAGGAAAGAUCUUACAUGGAGAUCUAAUAGAUUUUGUAUGUAAACAAGGAUAUGACUUAGCUCCAUCAACUUCACUGGCUGAAUUGUCUGUACAGUGUAAUAGAGGGGAAGUAAAAUAUCCUUUCUGUUUUAGAAAAGAAUCUAAAGGAAUGUGUGCACCUCCUCCUCUUAUUAGAAAUGGAGUUAUUAUUAGUUCAACAGUAGGCACCUAUGAAAACGGUUCUUCAAUAGAAUACAGAUGUUUUGAUCACCAUUUUCUACAAGGGUCUAGGGAGUCCUAUUGUUUAGAUGGAAUGUGGACUACACCACCUUCAUGUUUAGAGCCUUGCACACUAUCUUUUGAUGAAAUGGAAAAGAAUAAUUUACUCUUGAAAUGGAAUUUUGACAAUAGACCACAUAUCUUCCAUGGCGAGUAUAUUGAGUUUCGCUGUAGGAGAGAUUCUUAUAUAGCUCAGACAUCUACUAUCGGAACUGAACUUAGAGUGCAAUGUGACAGAGGGCAGUUAAAAUACCCAAGAUGUAUUCAAAGACAAAGGAUGCUGUCUUUUCAGGAACCAGAGAAACGAAAUAAUUUUGUGAAAAACGCAGUUCAUAAGCUGCCAGUCUGGAAAGUGCCUGCACAAAGCAGAGCGGUGGCACAGCUGAGGCAGCUGAACUUUUUGGGGGUGUGUGGAGGAGGGAAGGGAGGGAGUGGAAAGCUUCCUAGAAAUAGUAAGUCUGGGGUCUACCCGACCGGAGAAGACAUUUCAAGUCGAAGGCACAACGCAGGAGAGGUGGGACUUGCCCUCAGGACUGUGGGGAGGGGGAGCAGCCGACCCUCCUCCCGGGUCUCGCAAGGAGCCGCGCCGGCGCCCGAGGGGCUGCGGGGUGUCGAGCGGGGGAGCGGCCGUGGCGACGCGGCGAGCGGGCCGCAGCCGCUGGGAGGUGAGCCCGGGGUAGGCGCGGCGGCCCCGGGGGAGGCGGCGUCCCCGCCGGUCCUGUCCCUCAGCCAUUUCUGCCGGUCGCCCUUUCUCUGCUUCGGGGACGUGCGCCCGGGCGCCUCGCGGACGCUGGGGCUGGCCCUGGCCAACCCGGACGAGGAGGUGGCUGAGGUGAAGAUCCGGCGCUUCCCGGCCCCCGACCGCGGCUUCAGUGUCUCGCGCCGCUUUUUCGUGCUGCAGUGCAUUGACCAGAGUAGCAUUCCCACCCUUGUCACCAAAAAGCAGAGAAUAUGGGUUCUUGUUGUGACUACUGUGGGUUUUCCACCGCGUAAAACCUCUGCACGUAUGAAGAUAGACCAUGAGUUGAGGGCGUGUGAGCAGUUAGCUGAGUAA